Rubroshorea leprosula is the source of this 2701-nucleotide messenger RNA. The record is from the annotation of a GenBank genome assembly. NCBI's taxonomy places the organism in Eukaryota, Viridiplantae, Streptophyta, Magnoliopsida, Malvales, Dipterocarpaceae.
ACUGGUUUUAUGGAUGUCCGAUUCAAAUUUGAUCGGAUAAAUCCCGGAUAGGAUCGGAGACAUGGCAGCUCUUGAGCUUCUGGAUUUAUCAAUGAACAGAUUAACGGGGAAAAUCCCGGAUGGUUUGUUCAUGUUAAAGAAUUUGAGUGCAUUGUAUCUUUACAAGAACAAGUUUUCCGGAGAGAUUCCCCAGGUAAUUGAAGCAUCCAAUCUGAUUGUGCUUGAUCUUUCCAUGAACAAUUUGACCGGAAUAAUACCAGAUGAUAUUGGGAAACUACAGAAGUUGAAAAUUUUGAGUCUGUUCUUCAAUCAAUUGUCCGGUGAAAUUCCUCAGAGUCUUGGACAGAUACCGACAUUAAAAGAUGUCAGAGCUUGGUUUGUCCAGAGAUUGAAGGCAGCAACAGCAGCAGUAAAGAUGGCCUCUGAAACUUUUGUGCAGCUAGCAAUUCCUCGCUUUGAUGAACCAACUGCUGUGAUGUUAGAAGCUCAGAAGGCAGAGUUGGAGGCUUUAAAAUUGAAGGAUCUCAAAGCCAAAAAUUAUCUCUUUCAGGUAAUUGAUCGGACAAUCUUGGAGACUAUUCUUUGCAAAGAUACCUCCAAGACAAUGGCAAUUGUCAACAAAUUAAGGACCCAUGGUGAUAAGACACAAGAUGUUACUAUUGUUGAGAAGAUACUUCAUUCAAUGACACCAAAAUAUAAUUUUGUUGUCUAUGCUAUUGAUGAGGCAAAUGAUCUUGAUGAAAUGUCACUUGAUGAACUUGAAAGUUCCUUGUUGGUACAUGAAAGGAAGCUAAAUCGCCAAGAUAAGGAGGAAUUAGCAUUGAAGGUAUCAACUGAUCACUAUUCUUCAACACCACAUAAAGCCAACAGAGGUAGAGGCAAAGGAAAUAUGGAUCGAAGGAGCCAUCAAACUCAAUCUUAUGAUUCCCAAGGGAGAGGAAGGGGACGUGGCAAAUGUCAUUCAGCAACUUACAAGCCAAAGUUUGCAGACAAGUCUACCGUUGAGUGCUAUCGAUGCCAUAGGUAUAGACAUUACAAAUCUAAAUGCCGAGCUAAUUUGCCUAAGAUGGAUGGAGAAAAGUCUCAUUUUGCAGAAACAGAGGAAGAAAUAUCUUUGUUGAUGGUUUGUCAUGCAAGGGAAGAAAAUAACAAGAAUUUGUGGUAUCUCAACACUGGUUGUAGCAGCCAUAUGUGUGGAGAUAAGUCUGUUUUCUCCACAUUAGAUGAAUCAUUUCGAGAUACCGUGAAAUUUGGAGAUAACUCAAAAAUCUCAGUCAUAGGAAAAGGGCAGGAUGUUUCCUCUCCAUCUCAAAACUCCUGGUCAGACAUGCUUCUCAGCAAGAUUAAACGAUGUGGCUUGGCUAUGGCAUUUUCGCUAUGGUCACUUGAAUUUUGGAGGCUUAAAGACAUUUCAGCAGAGAACCAUGAGUCCAUCCUUGGUAUGUAUCCAGAACCAGCUGUCUUUAACUCCUUGCUAAAGGUUGACAAAGUCCAAGUCUUGAAGUAUUUGUUCCCUUGCCACUGCUUCCCAUUCAUGCAGUUCACGUCUCCAGCUCAGCAUAAAUCUAAAGCUUUUGUAGAUUUUAAAAGCUACAAAGUGCUUGUUGAGAAAGAAGAUGGUAGUCCAAUCAAAGUUCUUCGCACUGAUCAUGGAGAAGAAUAUUGCUCAAAUGAAUUCGCAAAAUUUUGUGACAAUCAGGGGAUUAAGAGGCAAAUUACAGCAGCUUAUACACCUCAACAAAAUGGUGUUUGUGAGAGGAAGAAUCGCACUAUUUUGGACAUGGACAUGACACCAGAGGAAGCUUGGAGUGGACGCAAACCAACAGUGGAUCAUCUUAGAAUUUUUGGGUGUGUUGCUUAUGCCCAUGUUCCAGAUCAGAAGAGGAAAAAGCUGGACAACAAGGGAGAAAAGUGCAUCUUUCUUAGUGUUGAUGAUCAAUCAAAAGCCUAUAAACUUUAUAAUCCAAGCACCAAGAAAAUUGUAAUCAGCAGGGAUGUUGUUUUUGAUGAAGAACAGACUUGGCCAGGGAGUAAAAAUGGUACUAGUAAGUGUAUUUCUGUAGAUUUUGAUGGUGGUGAUGAUGAAGAAAAACAACAGUCAAUUGAGAAUGUGCAGCAGCAACUUGAUAUGGAUGAGCAACAAUCAGCAUCCAUUUCAAAUGCUCCAAAAGAUGCUCAAUCUCUAGCAACAGCCAAAGAGGAUGAACAGAGGUCACAACGGGUUAGAAAGAGACCAGCAUGGAUGACUGAUUAUGAGGUGACUGGAAUAGACCAUUCUGAGGACACACCUACUCAUUUUGAGGACACACCUACUCAUUUUGCUCUAUUUUCUGACUGUGAUCCUACAAUUUUUGAAGAGGCUACCACAGAAUCCAAAUGUCAUUGUCCACUUAUGCACGGUAGGCUAAAGACAAAAAUGCACAUGGUGCAUUGUGGAUUGCAGCUAGAUCAUAUGUACGAGUUUUGUCGUGCUGCAUAAAGUGCAAGAAGAUGCUGCUAAAGUAAGCAAGGAUCUAAAUACUGAAUUUUGGAUCCAUAAAAGUGUAGUGUGUAAUUAAUUGGUUUUUCUAAAUUGAUGUAAUUCCCUGUGUAUGCCAGAGGCGUAAGAUGUGAAUUGCCAUUACUUAAAGCCAUUGGAAAAUCUCCAAUUCAAUUCCACAUGUAAUUCAGCUUUUACCAGUAAUAAAGCUUUAUGAAUAGC